Molecule: messenger RNA, 3297 nt
Organism: Phyllotreta striolata
Lineage: Eukaryota; Metazoa; Arthropoda; Insecta; Coleoptera; Chrysomelidae
Source: the annotation of a GenBank genome assembly
AAGUUCGAAAAAAAAUAGUUUGUAUAUUUAAAUUGUAUUUUUUUUCAGUACACCGACGACGAAUUAAUUAUAAUUAACCAUAAAAAGGAAUAACAUUCAAUACAAUGUCAUGAAUUUUUCUGUCCAGGAAUUUAUGUUCGGGAGGCAAAGAAUUCGACAAUGGGUACCUUUAAUUACACAACAGUCUCGCCUACGGCACGUGUACCAAAUAAUAGGCCUGAAUCUCGGCACCGACGCAGCUAAAUACUAUUUCACGCUACAUCUCACCACGAUGUGCGCCCCUUUCUACACCAGCGAAUCGAUAUCGAGCUCCAAUCCCAAAUGGGCUGAACUGAACCUAAUGAACAUGCCUCAUCUAUCGGCCUCCUGUAUAGUCCUGCGGAUAUGGCAGCAGCUCAAAAACGAAUCCGACGAAAUUAUCCUAACCUGGGGCGUGAAUUUCUCAGGCUUGUGCUAUUUAGGCAGUAAAAUUUCCGAAAUACAACCGUUCUUCUUCAAAAAGAAUUCUGUGAUAUUUUCCAUGCAAGGGGGUUUCUAUACUAGUCACGAGGCCAUUCGCACCGAUUUACAGAAGCCCGUACCGUUUUCGAGCAGCGUUAAUCUCAUAGAUACAUCUAAAAACAAAGUUAUGUAUAAGAGAGUGGCCGUUAAAUCGAACUACCACGAUGUUCAAUCUAGUUAUAACGUAGAGAAAUUAAGGAAGCUCCACCAUUUGCAAAUACAGAUUCGAAAAACCGAGGCGGACGUGCAAAUUCUCCGGGACAAAAUCAACGUUUUGAACGGUUUCCACGAAAGGCCCGACAAAGAUUUCGCUACCGGUGCUCAAAAUAGUGCUGUUAGAUACGCACCGCAGCUCCUCACUAUGAAUUCUUUGAAUAAAAUGCUCCAGGAGAAACCGACUUCCGUUCAGAAACAGGAGAUGCUCAGAAUCAACAAGGAGAUCGAAGUGUUUAAAUUCAAAACGAAGCUGCUCUCGCAGGAGAAAGCUAAGAAAACUGUGAUAAUUAGAAACCUUAAGCAGAAAUAUUCCAGUAUAGCCGAAAGUAACGAAGAAAGAAAUUCCGAUUUGAUGGAGAAUUACCACAAACUAAGCAGAGGAUUGGAGAAACUGAAAGAGUACAGGCGCGAUCUAAACCACCACAAGGAAUUGUACGCGGGCAUUCAGGCGCAAUUGCACCAACGUAGAAGGCAGCUAUUGAAGGAACUCCUGUUUAUAUUCCCCAUCGAAAAGCUCUCCAAUGAAAAGUUCUCGAUUAUAGGCAUACAUUUGCCCAAUUCCGACGUACUAGCGGAUUGCAACGAUAGCGGAUUUUCGGUCGCUUUAGGCUACAUAGCUCACAUAUUAAUCAUGUGUUCGACGUUCCUGCAAGUACCAAUACGAUAUCCUUUAAAUCACUACGGUUCGAGAUCGUACAUCACCGACAACGUAUCACCUUUAUUACCCGAUAAAGAACGAGACUUCCCGUUGUAUACGAGAGGAAAAGAGAAAGCCCAAUUCACCUACGCCGUGUAUCUCUUGAACAAGAACCUAGCGCAGUUCAGGUGGCUGGUGUACAUGAACACCGCCGACCUCAAGGCCACGCUGCACAAUCUCCUCACGUUCCUGCAGGGCCCCAAGGAGCUGCGCGCGGAGGCGGCGCCCUCGCAGAUGAGACCGGACGCGGCGUCGUUGCGCCUGUUCAACAUAUCCAACGUUUCGGAUCCGUUGUUGGAGUGCAUCAGGCAGGAGACUCGCGCGGUGCGGACGAGCAGCCCCAAUAGGAGGAAGUGCGCGCACGGCGAGUGCGGCAGGGGCUUGAGCGAGAUCCUGGCCGUGCCCGAGGCCUAUAUGAACCGGCAGAUCAGCUCGGAUUCGUUCAGGAAUUACGCGUUCGCUCAGAAAGAACGGGCGGGCGUUUGCUGUAAUCGAGGUGAGAUAGGUGCGAUAAAAAUUUCGAACGGUAAGGAGAUCGAUAAAUUAACCGCUACGAAGGGGAUAAGCAUAGAAGAAGGUACGGAUCCUUUGGAUGUUCCUUCGAACACUCUACCGAUUGCUAUUAGUUCGAAUGCGAACCCGCGCGAUAGGGAAGGCUCGAAUAAACUUAACAAUACUGGUUCUAACAGGUUGAGUAAAUCGGUAGGGUCGUAUUCGGAUGAUAAAUUGGCUCUGCGAUCGAACGUCGAAUUGGGAUCGGAUCCUAUACUGAGCGUUUCCGCUGUAGGAACGGCCGAACGUAAGGAUAUUCCUAAGGGAUUGUACGGAAGUUGGCUGAGUAACUCGCCGAAUGUGGAGUUUAGUAGCGGGGAAAUGUCGGAUUCUCCGAGAACUGCGGCUUCGGGGAAGAGUCCACUGAUGGCUAGAACUAACGCCCUUCGUACUACGACUAGUUUUAAUUUGGUAAGGCCCAAAUAGGAUUUGCUGCUAUAUUAGUACCGUACUCGUGUUAAAAUUCCGUACUACAUAUUUGUAUGUUCAUAUUCCAAUGUUUAUUGUACUUUUUAUCGUUUGAUUUUGACGAGAUUUAGGGAAAUUGUCAAUUUUUUUUAAUCCAAUAGCGGUAAGUUUGUUAAACGAAGCAAUUAUGCGUAUACAAUAUGCUCUUAAGUGUAUUUUAACCCAUUCGUACAAAGUUUUUUAAAAAUUUCAACCAAAGAACAUCGAAUGAACUUAAUAAAGCAACCAUUUAGAAAUAGAAAUUCUGUGUAUUUACAAUUCAAGUUAUCCAUAGUUAAUAUAAUAAUACAAUAAUAUAUUUAUAUACAAUACAAUAAUAAUUUCAUUAGUUUACAGCGUAUUUGUUAACUUGUAGCAAACUUAAAUAGGUCACAUUUUCGUGUAUUGACUAAAAGUAAUUUCGAAAGAAAAAUUACUCCAUCCGCAAAACGUUUAUUGGAAUCUAAAGUAAUUUUUCGGUUAAAAUAAACGUGAUUGUUUAAACUUUUAACUUAAUUCCAAAAAAGUAAAACAAACCCCUUGACUACAUGUUACGAGUGCCCCUACGAUUUUUCAAGUCACCCUGUAUUUGGUCAAAAUAAUGAAAAAUGCAUUACUCCGCGAAAAUCUCGUAUAAUAAAAAUAACUAAUUUGUUUUAUGUAAAUUGUUAUACAAAUCUAUACCGAUUGCUGUAGGAAGAAAAUCCUCGCCUACAAUUUUUUUUACCAAGUCUCCGAUUAAAAUUGAUGCCGUUUUAUUCCCAUUCAAUAGAGUAUCAAAAUUAUUUACUGAUAUGUCGUCAGGCGGCGCUUUUUAAACUAGAUUUUAUUGUCAAUCUAGCGCAUUAAAUUACAUUUUAUUAGUCGCUUUUAUAAACGAAGCG